Molecule: messenger RNA, 1643 nt
Organism: Poeciliopsis prolifica (blackstripe livebearer)
Lineage: Eukaryota; Metazoa; Chordata; Actinopteri; Cyprinodontiformes; Poeciliidae
Gene: alox5ap
Product: arachidonate 5-lipoxygenase-activating protein
Exons: 5
Coding region: 112-582 (156 amino acids)
Biological process (GO): leukotriene biosynthetic process
Cellular component (GO): endoplasmic reticulum; nuclear envelope; membrane
Molecular function (GO): leukotriene-C4 synthase activity; enzyme activator activity; glutathione transferase activity
Source: RefSeq, a predicted model, not a curated record
AGCAAUAAGAGAAGCAUCUGUGUGUCUGAAUUCAAAUAAACGUUCCUGAAUGUGAAAGAGCAGCGUUGUUCUCCCCAGCUUCAGAGACCAUCCAGCUCUUACGAUUUUGUCAUGGAGUCCAGCAAAGUGGUGGAAAAUAUCUACCUGCUGGUCAUCGUCACACUCAUCAGUGUUCUUCAGAAUGUGUUUUUUGCUCAAAAGGUUGAAAGAGAAUGCAAGAAUCGUAACACGAGCACGUCUGCUUUUGAGCGAGUGUCUUGUGCAAACCGGAACUGCAUGGACGCCUACCCCACUUUUCUGGCAGUGAUGUGGUGUGCAGGAGUUUGUCUCAGUCAAGCCCCUGCAGCCUUCGCUGGGAUCAUCUACCUUUUUGUCAGACAGAAGUACUUCAUUGGAUAUCUGGGACAGAGCUCUCAAAGCACUCCUGGAUACCUGUUUGGAAAACGCAUCAUCUCCUUCCUGUCCCUGAUGUGCAUUGUAGGCGUCUUCAACUACCUGCUGUGGAGCUAUUAUGGCAGCGACUACAAGGAAUACGUAGAAACUAUCACAAACGCUGCAUCUGCUCUCCUGCUCCUCCCGUAGCUCAGUGUCACAUAUAGGGAGGAACAUAAGUACUGAACAUGCCAUUGAAUUUUUCUUAUCGCUAAUGGGGCUAUUGACAUGUAACACAAAUAAUUCACACACACGCAUAAUACAAAAAAAUAAGUCUAUAAUUUCAGCUAGUUGUAAUAAAGCAUAAUGGCAAAGGAAAUAGCAACUGAGCACAACAAAAACUAGCUUUAAAGAAGGCAUAGAUAGCUAAGAACGCCACGGAAAUAUAUCAGCACUUAAAAAGCAACAGUACUCCCUAUCAGCAACAAAUUCCUAUUAAAACCUAUAAAGGAGAUUACUUCCAGCAUGCAAGAAGUGGGAAUCAAGAAAUGCAACCUCAUUGUUCCAGAACCUACUGAAGGAAUUAAUUACAGAUGUGUUUCUAAACUGCUGAAUGUUCCAGUAAACAGAGAUUACUGGAACGACCUCGGGGUGGAAAGAAUUUUACCAUAAACCAGCCACAACUAAGUACUCGUCACAAGAUUUUCAGCAGAAUAGUUAAAAUAAUCUGGAAAGUUGUCCAAGAGUCAACGACCACCAAACGCGGCACGAGCUGGUCCUGUUGGUUCAUGAGAACAGAGAGCAAUUUGGUGGAGAAAUGUAACUCCACAUCACUAAAACAGAAUUAUAAAGUUUGAUGGUGGGAACAUACAUAAAUCAAAUUAGGGUGGAUUUUAGCUAAUGGUCUCAGAAAACAAAGCAAACAGAUAAUUGAAUGGGCUAGACUAAAAUUAAGCUGAACAGGCAGAAAUGGAAAUCAAACAGAUGAAGAUUAAAUUCUUCCUAACCAACGUAAGGUACUAGUUUCUUUCAAGGGAUAAAUUGUCAAAUAUUUUUAUUUUAGUUCUUGCUUUAUUUCUCCAAGUAGUUUUUCUAAUCCUCCCAGAAUGUUCCACUUUAAAUUGUAGACCAAGUUGUUGUGUUGAUUUUGUCGUGUAGUACUACUUGGAUUAUUACUAUUAUCUGUUCAUGUAAAUAGCGUCAUUACAUAAGUUCAAUGCUUUUAUCAUAUCCCACAUUCAAGGUAAAAUAAUUAAAAGGCUUUAAUCACA